CCGGCUCCGCGCCUGCCGGCAUCUUUCCUGUCCGGGCAAGAGCCGAUGCGAGGCAAAGAAAUGCACGAGGCGGGGACAAGCGCUUGGUUCGAGCACCCCUCCUGGCCAAGGUCCCGACGAAACCAAAAGCUGCGGCCGCACUAGUCAGGAAACCGAAAGUGGAGGAUGGGACGGGGGAUUAAAUAGGCAGUCGGUGCUUGAAGGCCACGCUUUCCCGUCGAGACGGACACCGACAGAUCGCGGUCCUCUGAGGGCAGUCUCCGCAAGACAUGGAGGUGACCACCUGCAGGAGUCAAAGCACAGGGAUGGAUAAGGGCGCAAUCCUAAUGUCAACCCGGCCGGAGGAACUCAGCGUGGAGAACAUUGCAAAGGUGCGCAAUCGCCUGGAAUCCCUGGGUGCCCUUUCCCCAGCCCUGGAAAAAUGCCUGGAUGAAACACUGCUAAAAUUCAGCCGCGAAGAAAGCUGCGUGCAGGAGAACGCCUGCCUGGUGAUCAAAGGCGAGGAGAAGAAGCUGGCGUUUGUCUCUGGCAAGGGAGAGAUCAGCAUUCAUGUGCGCUAUGCAGAUGCCUACACUGACUACACGGUCAAGCUCCCCACAUUCAGUGCAGCAGUAGAGAAGUCACCAGAUGGUGUUUUGUUGUUAAGCGAGGAGAACCUACAGAAGAUACAGCAGGAAAUCCUCUCCUGGAGGGAAACUACCAAAGGCCUCAAGGCUUGCUUGGAAUAUGCCUUCGAUCAGUUUUGCCGAGAGCCUGUCCGUGUGCAGAACAAUUGCUGGAUGGAGAUAGCGAGCGAUGGAAGACAGCUGCAGUUAAUUUCUGGUGCGGGGGACAACCUCAUGAAAAUCUAUAGGACAAAAGAUAAAAAUAUCAAAUAUAAUAUUGUGCUUUCUACACUUUGGGAUGAGUUUGUGAGGGCUCUCACUCCCAGUGUUUGGUAACCAAGCUUUGCUAAUACAUGCACAAUCCACUGGGUGGACAGAAGGCAUCUGAGAUUUAUCAUGAAAGGCAAUUUAAAAGCCCAUCCAAUAAAUGCAAGAUAAAGCAGCUGCCAUAACUGGUGCUACCAAUCACAAGAUAUCAUUUGCAUUCGUACAACACAACAAGCAGCUCUGCGCGAUUACCAUGGUUUGAGCGUUUUUACCUGACAGACUGGCAAGUAUCAUGGUUUCCAUCCUCCCCACUCAGUUCUCCCAUAUGUGAUCACCCAUUGAGCCUGAAAUUCAAUCCCAAGGUGCAUCACGCCCUGCCUUAGUUGCCCGCCUCUUUAUCAUUGGCCCAUGCACGAAUGGCUGGAGUGGCUCCAGCAGUUGCCACUCUUUCCAGAGGACUCAGUGGUAGUAGCAUACCAGGGCCAUGGAAACCAUGAUGGAAGGUUCAGACAAUGCAACAAGCCAUGGCGGCAUGCAGAAGCCAUAGAACAAGCUUGUUUUUUUAUCAUUGUUCCUAAAGACCAAAUUUAUCCUGCUGAAAUACCACGACUAGCUUCAGGCAGCACAACAGACCAACAGUGUUGAAAAACUACCUUGCCUUAUGGUGUCGUCUGAACCUGGCCAUCAUGCAAUUCCUCUGCUUUUUCUCCCCACAAGAAAUUUCUGCAGCAAGAAAAAAGCUGGAAACGGGAACAUUAUGGCCAGAAAUCAAUGUAGCCUAGACACCCCCCUGCAAAAUUCCAUGGAUGAGAGACAAAGAUGGUACGCUUCUGAAAAGGCUCAUCUGGAAGCCCCCAUAUUGUUACUUCUCUAGGAUCCAGGGCAUCCAUGGGUUCAUUGCAGCACAAAUGGCAGCUCAGGUCCAGAAAGGCAAUGGGGAGAGCUGUUGCAUCGCUGACAGGUCACAAUACAUACGCACACUCUGAACUGAAGUACCUGGACCUUGCUUCUUUCAAACCAUACUCUGAAAGGGGGAGGCAAGCGCAAGAGAGUUUGGGAUCUCAUUAAAAGGGUGCUUGCUGUGCUACUUCGCCUUUUCCAGGCACUGCAGUCCUUAAGUGCUUUGCUUUGUUUUCAAUUCAGCUUUGUUACAGUAUUUUAAAAUCUUGUAGAUACUUUUAAAUCUGUACAAGUUUUAUAUCAUGGUCCAUCAUGUUGCAUUUUAUGUAUGUAACUCUUAUGAACCACCUGGAGAACCUGUACUAGACAGUAUCUGUAUGUAAUAAAUAUCAAAUAAAUAAAUCCAUUUUCUUUUAUGACUUGUUUGAAACUGCCAUCUCAGUUCUUCAGUUGGUGUAGGGGGAAAGGAGCGGAAAAGCAAGCCAGCAUGGUAAACUUUCACUUCAAUCUCUCAAGGUUUCUGCAGGCUCCUAAAACUGAUUUUAAAAAAUCUGCCCCAGUUUGCCACCUGCAAAUUCAGAUCCAGGUGAGUGCCUCUGCCAUCACAGUUUUGGAGGAUGUUAAGCCUGUGGCUCCAUCCGUGUCCAAGGAAUGUUCUUCCUAGAUCUGCACCAACAGCUGCCUAUUUUAGGGGGCUUUCUAUUCCCCCGGGCUUUUCACACAUCAGCAGCACAAUACAGGUGUUAAGGAAGUCCAGUUGUGCUAAGUUUAAUUUUUCUGUUCCUUCUUUGUAGCAAUUUGAUUUUUCCCCUCAUUUCUAAGAAAGGAUAUGCUCAGAAGCAGAAUUAAAAACGUUAAGAGUAAUAAAAACAUUAAACCUG
This is a messenger RNA of Varanus komodoensis (Komodo dragon), 2653 nucleotides long. RefSeq lists its product as uncharacterized. NCBI's taxonomy places the organism in Eukaryota, Metazoa, Chordata, Lepidosauria, Squamata, Varanidae. The record is from RefSeq and is a predicted model, not a curated record. The coding region runs from base 270 to 941 and encodes 223 amino acids. The transcript has 2 exons.